This is a messenger RNA of Morchella importuna, 696 nucleotides long. RefSeq lists its product as uncharacterized. The record is from RefSeq and is a predicted model, not a curated record. Bases 1 to 696 code for a protein of 231 amino acids. The transcript has 7 exons. NCBI's taxonomy places the organism in Eukaryota, Fungi, Ascomycota, Pezizomycetes, Pezizales, Morchellaceae.
AUGCAGCUCUCGGCCCUUCUUUCUCUGCUCGCUGCAGCUACGGCUGUCCAGGCACACGCCACCUUCCAAUACCUCAACGACAACUCCGCUGUAAUCCGCAAACCCCCGAGUAACAGCCCGAUCCAAGAUGUCACCUCCAGCGACCUCGCCUGUAAUGUCAACGGCGGCACCCCCGUCGCCAGCAAGCUUAUCGUCGCUGCUGGCUCCACCGUCACCAUGGAAUGGCACCACGGCGACCGCACCACGCAAGCCAUCGACCCAUCACACAAGGGACCCAUCUUGACAUACCUUGCCAAAGUUCCCGAUGCCACGACUGCAACUAGCCCCUCAAGCUUGAAGUGGUUCAAGAUCUACCAUGAUGGUCUCACGCUCAGCGGCACCACCGAGACUUGGGCUGUCGACAAGCUCGUCGCCAACGCCGGAAAAUACAGCCACACGAUCCCCAGCAAUAUCGCCUCCGGAGACUAUUUGCUCAGAUCUGAGAUUAUUGCGCUGCACGGAGCCGGCAGCACGGGUGGUGCGCAGCUCUACAUGGGAUGCGCCCAGAUCACUGUUACCGGUGGUGGGUCGGCGUCGCCGGCGACAGUCAGUCUGCCUGGUGCAUAUUCGGCAUCGGACCCUGGUAUUUUGGUCGGCAUUUACUGGCCCAAGUUGACGAGCUACACUAUUCCGGGACCAGCAGUGUACUCGGGAUAG